Molecule: messenger RNA, 3713 nt
Organism: Rhineura floridana
Lineage: Eukaryota; Metazoa; Chordata; Lepidosauria; Squamata; Rhineuridae
Gene: FAM219B
Product: family with sequence similarity 219 member B
Exons: 6
Coding region: 124-684 (186 amino acids)
Source: RefSeq, a predicted model, not a curated record
GAAUUUUGGAAGUCUCGAUGGGGCGGAGGGGAGGAAAGAGCCUUUGUCUUGUGAUUGGCGGGCCAGUGCGAUGAUGCUGAGCUGGAGGCGUGGCUUCACUAUGCCUCUCUGAGGAAAGCGGCUAUGGCGACAGGAGAUGGAGGCGGGGAGGAGGUGCCGAGUCGGAGAGAUGCCGGGCCGCAGCCUGGGCCUGGGCCGAGCAGUGACUUGGGGCAGAGGGAUAAGAAGAGAACAAGCAGGGAAGCUCCAGUGGAAAAAAGGGGGCCGUACAUCAUGAGCAAAGUUCCUUCAUUGCAGAAUAAGCUACAGAAACAUCGUGAGAUGGCAAAGGCGAUGCUGCGGAGGAAGGGAGGAGCGCUUUCAGGAGCUGUCCGGCACCAGCCCAAGCCAGCAGCCAAGAGGUCAGUGAAGUUCAACAAGGGCUAUGCUGCUCUCAGCCAGACCUCAGACGAAACCCUGGUGUCCCUGGAUUCUGACAGUGAUGAGGAGUUGGAAUCAAGAUGUUCUUCUGGUUAUUCCUCUGCAGAGGUCAACCAGGACCUCAGCCGCCAGCUGCUGCAGGAUGGGUAUCGCCUCGAUGAGAUCCCAGAUGAUGAGGACCUUGACCUCAUUCCUCCCAAGCCUGUGUCGUCCUCGCCUUGUCCCUGUUGUUUUGGGGAGUCUGCCUCCUGCUCCAUCCAGUAAGCCGUGGCCUGAGGGGUGGGCCUGCACUUCACAGGUCAAGAAACCAGCACUUUCCCCCUUACUUUUGGAUGCCUGGCGGCAGAGUUCAGCAUCAAGCCUUGGGUCAAACCAGCGGGGCGGGGGAGGAAGGGUGCGUUGGCGACCAGAAGAGCAGGACAUACCAUUGCACUGUUGGCACUUGCUUGGGAGCACCAAGCCUUUUUUCGAAGCUAUUUCCUGUGGUGCAAUAUAGAACUGUUAGGUGCAAAUACUCAGAAGGCUUACAGCCAGCGGGUUACCUUGCCUAGGAUUGCCUUUGUGGAAAAAUGCUGCACAGCAGAUGGGAGAAGAGGCUGGAAUGAGAGCUCUUCUCCGUAAAGGCAAACUGCCAAACUUUUUCCUUUUUUUGGUGAAAGAGAAUGAAUAAUGGAUUAAGGCAAGGUAAAACUCUAGUUUACGAAAAUCUUGGGAUUGCAGAAAACAGCCAAACACUACAUAGGGUCAAAGCAAGGUCUUCCCAGCUUGCUCAGUGGAUCCUUCACUGGACUUCAGUGCUUGGACUGCCACCUCCAUGGGUGGUGAAGGCCUUGCAGAGAUGGAUGAAGAUGUCUUAGUGCAGACUUCCUCGGACAGAGAAGCUCCCCUCACAAGCUGCGUGGGUGGAGCAGCUCAUGCCUCUGGCUCGGAGUCUCUUGGAUGCCUGGCUAGCCAUCUGAUGGCUUUGGCAUCCGAAAGCAUAUUGCUCAUACCCUGUUCCCUCGAGGGGCUUUCGAAGCCCUCCUGCGGCAUAAUCUCAGAUUGGCCCUCAGCAUCCUAGUCUCAGCCUCAAGAAAGAGAGACCUACCAAACCUUUUUUUUUGAGGGGGGGGAGAUGUAGUUCUCCCCACCACACACACACACACACAGAUGGAGGAGAGGGUCACUCUUCCUGUCUUGGAGGCUGAGCUUCUGACAAAAUGGCCCAUGAAACUGACAUUCCCCUGGGAGGCUGCAAAAGGUCAUGGUUGGCUUAGGUCAUUGUUGCAGCAGUUUGCUCUGAUGGGGGAGUUCGCACUGAUUCAGAGAAGCUUGUUUCCUUUUCCCUACCCUUUUCGGAAGUGAAAUGGAGGCCAAGCAGAGAAGGAGAGGGUAGGCUUUUGGCUUCCAUGGCCUUAUUUUUAUCGUUGCCUGCCUUGGUGUGGUCAGGUAUCUAGACCAGGUAUCUAGACCAGUGGUGCCUCCUAGUGUCUGUGGACAUGCUAGUUCAGUCCUAGUGGACAUGCUAGUUCAGUGCUGGAGAACCUGCGGGCCCUCCAAAUGUUGUUGCUGGACUACAACUCUGAUCAUCCAGGACCAUUGGCCAUGGUGGCUGAGGCUGAUGAGAGCCUCAACCAGGUUGAGGAAGGCUGAUCUGGAGGGCCACAGAUUUCCUAUCCCUGCUUUCGUUUCUGACUUAAUUUGCAUAGAAAUACGAAGCCUCACUUUGCAUUCGGGCCUCUAAAAGCUGCAGGAAACAAGGGAUGUUUUCCCCAUUGAUUUCAAGCAGCUUGUAAGGGUCAUUUUGAUUGUGUUUCCAUGUAUGCUAAAUGAUAGUUUGGUAGCAAGAGCUGAGAUCCAUCCCUUCUGAGCCACGAGCACCAGUCGUGGCUCGCUUUAUGUAGCAACUGUAGAGAACGGGAAAGGAAGGAAUUGUCACCAUUGUGUGUGGGUUCUUCAUGGUGGGUGCUGCUUUGUGUGUGGGGGGCCCUGUUAGCAUGUACGAUUGAGGCAAGGGGAAGUAGCUAGCAAUUAUCUUCUUCAGUAUGGUGCCCUCCAGAGGUUGUGGACUACAGGUCCCCAUCAGCCCCAGCCAGUGUGACCUAAUGGUUAGGCAUGAAGGGAGCUGUAGUCCAGCAGCACCUGGUUGGGGAAAGCUGAUGUACCCCGUAUAAUAAUUGGGCAGUCCCACUGAGCUUGAAUUUUGGGUGGAAAGAAUAAGUCAAUAUGAAUGGAACAGUCUUUGGUGCAUCAGUCUUCAGGGACCACAGCUGGAUAUUACAUCUGCAGUCUAAGUAGCAUUACAGUUUUAAUAACAAGAGGCCCACAGGUCUCUGACUGCACUAAUGCAACUUGAGCACGAUACCACCGCACUGUUGUCCUCUGCAUCUCAUUACUAUAAAUAGCCAAAAGUGGCCGCUGCUUAUAUUUUCCUCUCUGGAAACUGUUACCGGUAGGCAUGAAGUUCCUGGAAUAUAGGCCUUGCCCUUCUGGCUUCUUUGCAGACUUGAUCCUAAAUUGGAAUCCUCUGUGCUCUCCGAUGCAACUCCGGAAGCUGUUUCCAGUUGAACGUGUGUGCUUUGCUAUAAUUAUUGUUUAUCAAAGGAGAGGACACCAUAGCACAGACCAAUGUUUGUCAACUGGGGAAUAUUGUUCACAAGUGGAAGCCAAGUAAACUUUGCCCUUUCCAGUCCAUCAGUAAAAAGUAAACUUGUGCACAUGCAUUUAUGACAAGUUGGUUGCUGGUGCAGCCACUGGAUUAUGCAUGCAACCUCUCCCCCCCUCCGUUGCCUUUAAUUUUCUGUAUUUAUUUGACUGCUGCCUACAGCGUACUUUGCCUGGGACAUCUUAGAGACAAUUUCUCAGUGGUAAAAGAUAGAGGUCCCUGGACAAGCUUGAUGUAUUCAUUUUAUAUUAGUUGCAAUAAGCUUUAAUGGUUUGCAGCGUUCAAUGAGAUUGGCAGGAGAGAAGCUAGACACUAGUAGGACCAGUGGAGAUAAAAACUGCUAGCUCUCUGCUGCAAAGUAAGCCCUGAAGGCUUGGAGAAGGGGUGUUCAUGUGUACAUGGGGAUUUUAAGGUAGAGAAAGGAGUUCAGUGACUCUGCCCAGUAAAGGGUUUAAAAAGCUGCCUUAAAAUACUGAAAUGCAUUAUAUGAAAUGCAAUUGAAAAACAAACCCUGAAAUGCGCAGAGGACAAUCUUAUUGGAUAUUAAUAUUAUUGAAUAUAUAUAGAGAGAGAACUAUCUAGCAAAUAGUUUUAUAAAUACUGAGCAAGAGAAGUGUCUGUCAAUAAAACUCUACCUUGUACUACACAA